Messenger RNA from Marasmius oreades (fairy-ring Marasmius), 897 nucleotides. RefSeq lists its product as uncharacterized. The transcript is spliced from 8 exons. Lineage: Eukaryota; Fungi; Basidiomycota; Agaricomycetes; Agaricales; Marasmiaceae. Bases 1 to 897 code for a protein of 298 amino acids. The record is from RefSeq and is a predicted model, not a curated record.
AUGGCUAGCCCAACCACCGUUUUAGCUCUCUGGCAAGCAAAAGACUCCAUUGUCGAAACUGCGACAACUAUUGUUAAGAAUCUUCUCUCGCCUGAACACGUUGAAUCAAUUGUAGGGCCAGUCGAAUGCAAGCUCGCACCAAUAUUCCCGGAUAAGGAGACCCUCAACAAGGUCUCCGAUAACACGAAGGUCAUGGUCGCCGUCACAAACAAGGUGUUGUACACCUCCCUCCCCGGCAAGACUAAGUUCCAAGACGUCCAGGGAAUCUUUAACGCCAAUCUCCAAACUGUGUUGUCUCCGAAGGGUGUGGCAGAACAGCAACACAAGACUUUCACGACACAAGAUAAAGCUUUGUUUGAUUUCAAAACCUCGGAUGGGCCGUCGGAGGCGAGCGUGGCAUUGAUUCAAAACUGGGUUUCCACGGAGCUACUCACCGACCCCCAUGUCCUAAUCACCUCCGGCCUCGAUAACGCAAAGACCAUCCGUGGAUUGAUCACGAUAUCAAAGUCGAACUUUGACCUGUUCUCGAACAAGGUCCAACACGAGUCGUUGGUCGCUGACAUUGGUUUCCUGGAGUAUCCGUCCACGAAGAACGAAACCAUCCGUAUCAGUAACAUCAAGAUCUACGUCUGGAUCAAGGAGGUCAAGGUCGGCCUUGGAGCCAUUCAAAAUUACGAAGUUGGCUUACGCGGAAGUUACUUCUGCCAGAGUUACGAGCCAAACACUGAGGGCAUCGUGAGUGGUUCCGAGACUUCCGAGCUUGAAAUGUAUUGGUUGAUCGUUCUCGGCUGUAUCCAGACAGGCCUUAAGUCCAACACCGUCACGCACGCGCUCGCGGACUACGAAACGUUUGUGUCUGAGGUUCAUGACUUCGUCAAGGAUAGUUCCGAAGCCUGA